AACGAAGAAGGCGCGGGUGAUUCACUUCGGUCAUCUCCUUCUCCAUUUGACGGCGCCGCUUCAUUCGCGAGGGACGAUCGGUCUGGGUGAUUAACGUUUCCUUCAAGUCUCCAAGUUCUAGUUUGGAGCCAACCUAACACUGCCACCUCGCGCCUGAGCUAAUUAAUAUUGCAAGGAAGAAUGGCAGCCUGAUGAUCAAAAGAUGCGGUGCGUGGGUACGCAUCUACAACCUCUCUGCACUUCUAUCUUCGCUUCUAACGUCUAGCGCAAAGUUAUGCUCGAACAGCGUCCACUACAGAGACCCAGAACCAACAACUAGGCUGCCCGAGCUAGCAUCAUCCACCCACGUCAGCGAGAUCGCCCGGCCAUGUGAGGUCCGGGGAACGAGGAGACUCGAGAAGGAAAAGGCACUAAGACCUGAGGCGGAGCGAGCUGGCGGGGUGACAUCAACGCCCGACUGGCGAGUUGACCUUGGCCCUAGUGCUUCAACCGGCAUAGUAUCCUGCACGGUUCCAAUGCCAUCAGCAAGCAUCAGCAAGUCAGCGUGCCUCCGAUUGAACAUUGUUUCUCGUCAAUGUCAGAGCCGACAGGGCAUUGCACCCUCUACUGGCCAGAAACAGUUGACAAUGCGUCCCUAGAAGCUCUCACAUCUGCUGUGUUCCCAUCCUUAUGGGGC
Messenger RNA from Colletotrichum acutatum, 676 nucleotides. RefSeq lists its product as uncharacterized. The transcript is spliced from 2 exons. Bases 192 to 638 code for a protein of 148 amino acids. NCBI's taxonomy places the organism in Eukaryota, Fungi, Ascomycota, Sordariomycetes, Glomerellales, Glomerellaceae. The record is from RefSeq and is a predicted model, not a curated record.